Glycine soja is the source of this 1245-nucleotide messenger RNA. Its product is annotated as nudix hydrolase 16, mitochondrial-like. Gene Ontology annotation, molecular function: pyrophosphatase activity. The record is from RefSeq and is a predicted model, not a curated record. Bases 457 to 984 code for a protein of 175 amino acids. Gene Ontology annotation, cellular component: cytoplasm; nucleus. The transcript is spliced from 4 exons. NCBI's taxonomy places the organism in Eukaryota, Viridiplantae, Streptophyta, Magnoliopsida, Fabales, Fabaceae.
UUUCCAUCCGCUGACUUCUUCAAUCGGGUCGCAAUCCCCUGCCUCGCGCCCCACGCCUCACCGCGCAGCCCACCCACUCACCACCGUCCCGCCCCGUUCCCCAAACCCUACUAGUCCACGUGUCAUAAAAUCAUUGGCGGAAUCCCUGGUCGCGCAGCAGGGGAAUCGCUGACAAGGGCUAUAAAAGCAGGCCCCACCACAUGUUGACCACGAUCCACGUGACUUUGACCGAUCCGUUCGAAGCGCUUUCGCAUUCUUCUCUUCGUUCGUUUCGCCUCUUCCCAACCCAACCCUCAUUCAUUUUCUCUUUCUCUCUGUGAACACAAACCCUAACAAGAAGAAGAAAGAGCGAUGAUGCGUUGGUAGAUCGUGAUCUGGUGCGGGCGCGAUCAUUGUAGGAUCGGUGCGUUCGAAUUUCGCAAUGACGUUUGGGAGUUGAGUGAAGGAAUCGCUAUUAUGUCUGAAUUGGUGGCCCGUACGGGCCGGCAUCAGCAGCGGUACGAGAACGGUUACCGUCUUGUUUCCGGGUGUGUUCCAUUUAGAUAUAAAAGUUCUAAUGAUUGUGGAGACUCUAGUUCCGAGAAGAUUGUUGAAGUGCUUAUGAUUAAUUCACCAAGCGGACCUGGUCUUUUGUUUCCAAAGGGAGGUUGGGAGAAUGACGAAACUGUUGAGCAGGCAGCUGUAAGGGAAGCUGUAGAAGAAGCAGGAGUUCGAGGAGACAUAAUGGAUUUUCUUGGACACUACGAGUUUAGGAGUAAGACCCAUCAAGAUGAGUUUAGUCCAGAAGGUUUAUGUAAAGCAGCAAUGUUUGCUUUAUUUGUUAAGGAGGAACUUGAGUUAUGGCCUGAACAAAGUACCAGAAAUAGGAGAUGGCUAGCUGUUUCGGAAGCCCUUGGAAGCCUCCGGCAUGCAUGGAUGAGGGACGCCCUGGAAUGCUUCUGUAAAUGGCAAGAGGAUAAGUUGGCGAAUGGAACGAAAGAAUAAGAUGGAUUUGCUGACUAAUUACAUUUAGUGCAUUGUAUCUUUGUGGUAAAAACACUUCUCUUGGGGUUGGUACCAUUACUUUAGGACAGUUAACUCUAAAUCAGAAUUGCAUAGUAGUUAUUGUUUCAAAUCUGGAUUGAUCUCUGAUUUGUUUUUCUUAAUUCAGAGUAUAUAAUUCAUAACAUUGGUUUUAGUUGAGACUUGAGAUGCUUGUUCUCGUUGUUUGAAUUGUUAUCUAUUCAUAUUCAUGGUUAGUGCUUA